This is a messenger RNA of Blastomyces gilchristii SLH14081, 2382 nucleotides long. RefSeq names its product ubiquinol-cytochrome c reductase core subunit 2. Gene Ontology annotation, cellular component: mitochondrion. The transcript is spliced from 4 exons. Gene Ontology annotation, molecular function: metal ion binding. NCBI's taxonomy places the organism in Eukaryota, Fungi, Ascomycota, Eurotiomycetes, Onygenales, Ajellomycetaceae. Bases 142 to 1536 code for a protein of 464 amino acids. The record is from RefSeq and is a predicted model, not a curated record.
GAUAUCUCGAUGAAACCGCCGAAGACGCAACAGAGAUCACUGUGAAUUCUCUCUCCCACCGCCAAUUGCUGCCAAUUGCUAUCAAUUUCCCCUGUUCUCUUUUCUCCCACUCCGCUCCUAUUGCCCCAGGUGCGUGCGAUCAUGCUUUCGAGGUCUGCUUUCGGCCGGAAUGCGCCGCGUUGUCUCCGAAAACAAUGUAUCGCCCGACCUUCCUCUCGCCGCGGCAUGGCGGCGGCGGCCAAGGGAUUCGAUUUCGAGUCUGGCGAAGCUGCUGGUGUGAAAUUUGCUAAUAGAGAGGUUGCCGGACCUACCACCACUUUGUCGCUCGUUGCGAAGGCUGGCUCACGAUACCAACCUUUCCCCGGUUAUUCCGAUCUCCUGGAGAAAUUUGCUUUCAAAUCUACAACCAAGCGGUCAGCGCUGCGAAUCACCAGAGAGUCUGAGUUGCUUGGUGGGGAAUUGUCUGCGUCUCACUCCAGAGAAAACAUCGUCCUUUCUGCCAAAUUCCUCAGCGUUGAUCUUCCUUACUACCUAGAAGUCCUUGCGGAUGUAAUAACAAAAACUAAAUACUCACAACAUGAACUCGAUGAGCUCGUCCUAAACCUUGUUAAACACUCCCAGAACGACCUCGUAUCGAACCCAGCUGCCCAGGCACUGGAUUCCGCACAUAACGUCGCCUUCCACCGUGGUCUUGGGGAGAAUUUGGUUCCGUACGCCAAUUCAUCCUUCGGAAAGUAUGUUGAAGCAGAGGGAAUUGCCGCAUUUGCUGAGGGCGCAUACUCGAAACCAUCCAUUGCCGUCAUUGCCAGUGGCGCCAACAGUGCCGAUUUGUCUAAAUUGGUUGGCCAGAUCUUCAGUGACGUCCCAGCUGCCUCAACCACCACUGGCCCAUUCAGCCCUAGGGCAUAUGAACCAACGAAGUACUAUGGAGGCGAGGAACGAAUUGCAAGCAAGGCCGGCAAUGCCAUUGUGAUUGCAUUCCCCGGAUCCAGUGCUGCAGGCAGCGGUACCAGCUACAAACCAGAGCUCGCUGUGAUUUCUGCACUCCUCGGAGGCCAGUCCACCAUCAAAUGGUCUCCUGGAUCCUCCCUCCUCGCAAAGGCCACCGAAGCAUUCUCCGACGUAUCAGUGUCGACCAACAACGCUACAUAUUCCGAUGCCGGUCUCCUCUACGUCACCGUUUCCGGAAAGGCGCAGAGUGUCGCGGCUGCCAGCAAGAGCGUUAUCAAGGCAAUCCAGGACCUCGCGGCUGGCAACGUCAGCAGUGAGGAGAUCAAAAAGGCAACCGCCCUCGCCAAGUUCCGUGCGUUGGAGGCUGGGGAGAUCGCCGCGCUGAGCCUCGAGUUCGCCGGAUCCAGAUUGGUUCAUGGCAACAAUGUUGUUCAGUUUACUGAGGUUGGUCAGGGUAUCGAGAAGGUCACCGAACAACAAGUGAAGGCGGCCGCCAAAUCUCUCCUCUCUGGAAAAGCCUCCGUCUCCGCAGUUGGCGAUUUGCAUGUCCUCCCCUUCGCCGCGGAAAUCGGUCUAACUGUCUAAAGGCGAAUCAUGUUGCCGCAAUCAUUUCCAUUCUCACUGCCAUUAAUGGACCAUUGUCAAUUACCCCCGUUUCAUCCUGUUACAUUAGAGAGACCUUAAAAUCUACCCACAAUAUACUUCCUUUUUCUCUUCCUCAGGGUUCCAUUUUCGAUAACAAACAAAACAAAGAAACGAAAAACGAAGCAAGCCAGCAACGUGAACCACUCGAUCUCGGCUCAAAAACCAACGCCAACGCCCAAUUCCAGACAUUUUUCUUUUUCUUUCCUUCUUGGUUCUUGACUUAUAUUUUCUUCCAUUUGUGCAUAUUCUCUUCCAGCAACCUUGCCCACAAUUUUCAACUUGUGUCUUGUAAACGCUCAAUGCCACAUCACACCUCCGUCCCAUUUCUUUAUUUCCUUCUUGUGUAAUUGUAUGCAGAUAAUCAACUCUCUGUUAGAUCAUAGUACAUAUGUACGUGCUAGCUAGCUCAUCCGUGGGAAAUCGGAAGAAAGGAAGCGGGGGCCGAGAGGGCGAAAAAAUACGUACUUACGAAAAGGAUAUUCGCAGAUAGCAUUUUCCUUUGAGAAUUGUAGUUUGACUGUGCUGCAGACGAAGGAAACCUGCGGUAUUCAUAUAGUUAAUAGAGCCAUAGGCGUUAUCCUGUAGUUAAGGACCCCACGUCGAUUGAUCACAUACAUGUUAGUCAAGUUGAUUCACAUCCAAUCUCAAGAUAUUCUGGUUCUUCUGAGUAUGUACGAAAUAGUCAUUAGGCUCAUAUACGAGCACAAGACGUUUCAAGCAAUGUCCAGAACAGGUAUUAUAUAUUAAAAUAUAUUUAACUAAGGGGGUGAGAAAGGCCAGCGUCCC